AUGGAGCCCGCGGACCCCGCCCGGGAGGCGGCCGCCAAGCUGUCGGAGGCGGUGGGCGCGGCGCUGCGGGAGCCCCGCAGGCAGCGCCGCCUCUUGCUGGUCAUCGUGUGCGUGGCGCUGUUCCUGGACAACAUGCUGUACAUGGUCAUCGUGCCCAUCGUGCCCGACUACAUCGCCCACAUGCGCGGCGGCAGCGAAGGCCCAACCCCGACCCCGGAGGUGGAGGUGGAGGUGACGGCCUGGGCGCCCACCCUGCCGCCGCCCGUCUCGGCCAACGCCAGCGCCGCGGCCAACGGCUCGGAGCCCCCGACGGCCGCGCCGCCCGCCGGGCCCGCCCUGCGGCCCCGCUACCCGACGGAGAGCGAGGACGUGAAGAUCGGGGUGCUGUUCGCCUCCAAGGCCAUUUUGCAGCUCCUGGUGAACCCGCUCAGCGGGCCCUUCAUCGACCGCAUGAGCUACGACGUGCCGCUGCUCAUCGGCCUGGGCGUCAUGUUCGCCUCCACGGUCCUGUUCGCCUUCGCCGAGGACUACGCCACGCUGUUCGCGGCGCGCAGCCUGCAGGGCCUGGGCUCCGCCUUCGCCGACACGUCGGGCAUCGCCAUGAUCGCCGACAAGUACCCCGAGGAGCCGGAGCGCAGCCGCGCGCUGGGCGUGGCGCUGGCCUUCAUCAGCCUGGGCAGCCUGGUGGCGCCGCCCUUCGGGGGCAUCCUCUACGAGUUCGCGGGCAAGCGCGUGCCCUUCCUGGUGCUGGCGGCCGUGUCCUUGGCGGACGCGGCGGCGCUACUGGCGGUGGCCAGGCCCUUCUCGGCCGCGGCGCGCGCGAGGGCCAACCCGCCGGUGGGCACGGCCAUCCACCGCCUCAUGCUGGACCCGUACAUCGCCGUGGUGGCCGGCGCGCUCACCACCUGCAACAUCCCGCUCGCCUUCCUGGAGCCCACCAUCGCCACGUGGAUGAAGCGCACGAUGGCGGCGUCCGAGUGGGAGAUGGGCAUGGUCUGGCUGCCGGCCUUCGUGCCGCACGUGCUGGGCGUGUACCUGACGGUGCGCCUGGCGGCGCGCCACCCGCAGCUGCAGUGGCUGUACGGGGCGCUGGGGCUGGCGGUGAUCGGCGCCAGCUCGUGCGCCGUGCCCGCCUGCCGCUCCUUCGCGCCGCUCGUGGUCGCGCUCUGCGGCCUCUGCUUCGGCAUCGCGCUGGUGGACACGGCGCUGCUGCCCACGCUCGCUUUCCUCGUGGACGUGCGACACGUGUCCGUCUACGGCAGCGUCUACGCCAUCGCCGACAUCUCCUACUCUGUGGCCUACGCGCUCGGGCCCAUCGUGGCGGGCCACAUCGUGCACUCGCUGGGCUUCGGGAAGCUGAGCCUGGGCAUGGGCCUGGCCAACCUGCUCUACGCGCCCGUGCUGCUGCUGCUGCGCCGCGUGAGCCUCAUGACUCGCUCCCGCUCCGAGCGCGAGGUGCUGUUGGACGAGCCGCCGCAGGGCCUGUACGACGCGGUGCGCCUGCGGGAGUGCCCGGCGUCCGGCCCCGACGGCGCGCUCCGCAGCCCGCCCGGCCCGUUUGCCGAGUGCGAGGGCGACUACACCGACUACGCCGGCUACGGCGCCCGCAGCUAG
Messenger RNA from Pipistrellus nathusii (Nathusius's pipistrelle), 1614 nucleotides. Lineage: Eukaryota; Metazoa; Chordata; Mammalia; Chiroptera; Vespertilionidae. The record is from the annotation of a GenBank genome assembly.